UUAUCGACAAGUCUCGGUCACACUGUUUGUAUCGCGGUUUUUCGGUCCGAGAAAAUAAAUAUAAAUUAAAAAAUCCGCGGACUAGCACAAUGGCAGCCCAGACCAUACUGUUCGACUUCACGCUGGAUAGUGCCAAGACGGCCGACGAGAAGCAACGCCAGGAUGUGGCCAAGAUACUGCGGAAUGAGCUGGAGCACGUCUUCCCCCAGCUAGAACUGGUCUAUAGCAUGGAGUCGCCGGAAAACGGCUACUUUUCGGUGCUGCACGAGAACAAGGCGACGAUUAUCACUUGCCGCAUCUUCCAGCACGGCCUGCUGACCGUCAAUGUGGAGUACUUCCUGCCCGCUGGCAAGGAGCCCAUCAUGUCCUUCGACGGCUUGGUGCAUGGCAAGAGCUUGGAAAAUGCCUUGGCCGUAAAACUGAAGGCCAUUAGGGGACAGAAGCUGCCCGCCCUGAGGCGCGGUGAUGUCCCUAGGUACUUUCCAUCGUCAGAUGAGCGCAUCAUUGAGUACGAUAUCGACAAGCUUGUUUACGAGGAGCGUUCGCCUUUCCAGAAGAUUCAAAUCUUGCACUCAAAGACCCUGGGCAACAUGCUGCUGUUGGACGAGCUUCAGAAUAUUGCCGAGUCCGAUCUGAUCUAUACGGAAACCCUGAUGGGUCGUGGCAUUGAGAACUAUGAGGGCAAGGAGAUCUGCAUACUGGGUGGCGGGGACGGCGCCCUGCUGUACGAGCUGCUCAAGGAGAACCCCAAGCAUGUGGUGAUGCUGGAGAUCGACGAGCUGGUUAUGCAGGCCUGCAACAAGUAUCUCAACUCGAUUUGUGGCGAUGUUCUGGAGAAGCGCAGGAGCGACCAGUACGAAAUCGUUGUGGGCGACUGUGUGGAGUACUUGAAGAAGUUCAUUGCCGAGGGCCGCAAGUUUGAUUAUGUUUUUGGUGACCUCACCGACAUACCCAUAACGGGGGAACCUGUCGGCGUCGACUGGGACUUUAUCCGGACCAUUUUCGAGCACUCGUUCAAGGUGCUGAAGCCCGAUGGCAAGUUCUUGACCCACGGCAAUGGCACCAGCUGCACUGAAUCUCUGGAACUGUUCGAGGAACAGCUGGCCCUGCUCAAGCCGAAGGUUAAGUACACCACGUCGAAGGCAUUCGUUCCGUCAUUCAUGGAAGAGUGGCUCUUCUAUCAAGUGACUUUCGCUUGACCAGCUCAAGGCGAACGACCGGCAGAGCGACGACUAGGGGGCAACGGAGACCAGCUACAAUUACCAGCACCAGCAACUACCAUAAAGACGGAUAAUACCACAAUGUGUCUCCGGAAUGUUACUUCCAGCACACCAUCAAUACCAGCAGCAGCAUCACCACACCACAACGACCAGAGCGGGCCCAGAACCAGAACGGAGCUUGAACUAGGGGAGUCGCUCAUCAAGCUGCACUCGUACACAGUCACUCUGCAUGGAGCAGCAGAAGCCGAAGUCAAGCAGGAGCUGCCCAAGCUACGGCAGCGUCGUCGCCAGCUACGUGUGCACUAUCACCAUUCUCUGGUUUCUUAGUGGACUCCAAUGUCAUCGCCAUCCGCAUCGCAGCAUAGCUCAAGGCAGAACCCCCCCUCAAAACGCACUUCCAAUGGCUGUUACUUACAAAUGAAAACAAAACCAAAUAUUUAUCCAAUUCGUUUACGUUUAAGUUAGAAGCUAUGUAGUUCUGUUCUCGUUCACUGAUUAUUUCACUAACUAAAUUUAA
Drosophila obscura is the source of this 1737-nucleotide messenger RNA. It is a transcript of the gene Sms, whose product is annotated as spermine synthase. Gene Ontology annotation, molecular function: spermine synthase activity. The record is from RefSeq and is a predicted model, not a curated record. Gene Ontology annotation, biological process: spermine biosynthetic process. The transcript is spliced from 4 exons. NCBI's taxonomy places the organism in Eukaryota, Metazoa, Arthropoda, Insecta, Diptera, Drosophilidae. Bases 90 to 1199 code for a protein of 369 amino acids.